Molecule: messenger RNA, 1456 nt
Organism: Tupaia belangeri chinensis (Chinese tree shrew)
Lineage: Eukaryota; Metazoa; Chordata; Mammalia; Scandentia; Tupaiidae
Gene: FAM124B
Product: family with sequence similarity 124 member B
Exons: 2
Coding region: 80-1456 (458 amino acids)
Cellular component (GO): nucleoplasm
Source: RefSeq, a predicted model, not a curated record
CUACUCUGUCCUUCAUCUCAGAAGCUUGAAGAGGGGACCUUCACGCUCACUUUCUUUGUCAUCCUCAGGCAGUUCCACCAUGGACGAGCCUCACGAGCCUCUGGCCAUGACCAUACAUCUUCUUGCCAACCCUGGGCAUGGCUUACUUCUGCAACAGACGCUGGACCAACUCCUGCAUUGCAUUUGGCCAGAGGUCCGUCUCUUUCUGGUGUCAGAAAGGGUCAGCCCAGUGAAAUACGACGAGAAGUACCACCCCAGGCGAUCCCGGUUCCCAGGGAUGUCUGUUUUGCUCUUCCUGCACGAAAACCUCGGAGAGGAGCGGCUGUUUCGCGUUCUGGACUCCCUACAGCAUUCGCCAUGGCAGUGCUACCCCACCCAGGACGUGCAGAGGAGGCUGUGUCCCUACCUUCUUGCCAAUCAAGAGUUCUACAGCCUGGACAACCAGAUGCCUGUGUGGGGUGUGAGGCAGGUGCACUGCGGUACCGAGAUCCUGAGGGUGACUCUCUGCUGCAGUUUCGAUAACUACGAGGACGCCGUCAGACUCUACGAGAUGAUCCUGCAGAGAGAGGUCUCCGUGCAAAAGAGCAACUUCUGUUUCUUUGUGCUCUAUGCCACUGAGAGCUUUGCUCUGCAGCUCUCCCUGAAGCAGCUACCCCUGGGAAUGUCAGUGGACCCAACAGACUCCUCGGUGCUGCAGUUCCAGGUGCAAGAGAUCGGCCAGUUAGUGCCGCUCCUACCCCAUCCGUGUGUUCCCAUCAGUAGCACCAGGUGGCAGACUCAGGACUACGAUGGCAACAAGAUUCUGCUUCAGGUGCAGCUGGACCCAGGACUUGGCGUGAGGAAUGGCGAGCUGUCUUUCUUGAAUGGCGUCUCGGGAGCUGACAUGCUUCUUCAGGACUCAAGGCUGACACCAGUCUCUGCAAAGAGGAACUUAGAACUAAGAAGCCGGAGGAGCUGGAGAAGGCUCAAGGUGCAUUCUCUGGAGCUUCCUGAAGCCAGUGGGAGCCCAACACCAGGCAGCUCUAGUGGCACCUUGUGGAAAAGACCUAUCUGGUCAUCCCAGGCCAGCAGCCCAGCCACAGGGACCCAGCUACAUCUUCCUUCUCCCCACCUCGAACCUGGGGCUAGAAUGAAGGACUUCAACUGGGAGAAUAGCUUCCAGAAGCUUGAGGCAGAGACUAAUGUUGACACAGGGUUCACGGUCAUCAAUUCUGAACCCAAGCAAGCUGUUUUGAGCAGAUUUCCAAAGGAUUUGCAGCCAAGCCAGCUACCAUCUUGCUUGCCAAUUUCUUCCUCAAGGGUCACUACAUCCCCAAACAGCAGAGGCUUUAAGGAAAGAGUCCACCCUUUGUCGCUUGCUGACCAAAAGGACAUUGGUGCAAGGAAGAUAAGUUCAAAAUGUUCCCUUCAUCUGCCUGUCCAGAGUGAAGAAAAAGAAGAAGAAUUCUUCAUAUAG